Nelumbo nucifera (sacred lotus) is the source of this 1371-nucleotide messenger RNA. NCBI's taxonomy places the organism in Eukaryota, Viridiplantae, Streptophyta, Magnoliopsida, Proteales, Nelumbonaceae. The record is from RefSeq and is a predicted model, not a curated record.
UGGCACUAGGCACAGGUACUAAUCGAAUUUUCCCUAAAUAUUUUUGUUCGUUUCGUCAACCAGCCUUAACUGACGUCCUGACUGUGGAACUUGUUCUAUCCGACAAUCCCUGUAUCAGCCCCUUCAGAUAACCGGCCUAAUAGAGGUUUUCAGAAAGUUUAGUUCUCUCCCUGUCUCAAGUUGAAGAUAUCGAGGCCAUUCGGUGAGUAGGAUGGGAAAAACCACAAGAUCAGCAGAAAUCAGAGAAGCGAAGCCUUAGGAAAGGCUCACUAAUUGCUCGAUGGAAGGACCAGUUCCGCAUCAAGCAUAACGACAUAUCAGCAGAUUUAUCAAUCACCGUUUUACAGAGGUAUCUAUUGCUUAUCAUCAUCACCAUCAUCCUGCUUAUGGGGUCAGCUACAUAAAUCCUGUUUCGCCUUCGCCAUUCCAUCUAUUUGACAGAGGUAUAGGUUUAUUAGAUUUUGAUUUUUGAAGGAUCAAAAUAAUGAUAAAAGGUCAACACAUCAGGCUUAAUGGGUGGCAGCAAGCAGCUGUCGCUCUUGGGUCAGCAUUUGGUGCAUUACUGGACCCAAGAAGGGCAGAUCUAAUAGCUGCUUUGGGGGAAACAACCGGAAAGCCAACUUUCGAGAGAGUUCUAGAACGAAUGAAGAAGAGUCCUGAAGGCAGAGCAGUUCUCUUGGAGCAUCCACGUGUCUUAUCUGCAAAUGUGGGGAAUGCAUGGGACCUUCCAGAAAAUACAUUUGGUGCAGCCUAUGCAAAGUUCAUGGGAUCAAGAAACUUUUCCCCAGACGACCGGCCACCCGUACGCUUCAUGGAGACCGAGGAGCUGGCAUAUGUGGCCAUGCGCGCUCGUGAGGUGCAUGACUUUUGGCAUACCUUAUUUGGCCUCCCUACUAACUUAAUUGGUGAGACUGCUCUUAAGGUUAUAGAGUUUGAGCAGAUGCUCCUACCUAUGUGCCUGCUAUCCGUCAUUGGGGGAACAGCAAGGUUCAAUGAGAAGCAGAGGUCAGUUUUCUACAACCACUACUUCCCAUGGGCAAUACGUGCUGGAAUGCAAUGUACAGAUUUGAUGUGUAUAUACUAUGAGCAGCAUUUCCAUGAGGAUUUGGAGGAUGUUCGGAGGAGAUGGGGGAUAGUUCCUGUUCCUGCACCUCCUACUCCUAAACCAAAUGCACCUUAAUCAGUUAUCUGCCUAUCUCUUUUUUAAGUGUUUAAGUUGUAAUCUGUACCCGGUUGGGCCGGUUCUGUUCCACAACUCUGGACUUUGGGCUUGGUCUGUUAGCCCAAUUGCUCAGUUGUAUAAUCAUUGUUUUUCACAUUUAUUUAACAUCCUAAUCAAGAAAUUAUGGAAACUAAAUCAAUUAAGAGGUA